This is a messenger RNA of Hypomesus transpacificus, 1771 nucleotides long. RefSeq names its product heterogeneous nuclear ribonucleoprotein C (gene hnrnpca). Lineage: Eukaryota; Metazoa; Chordata; Actinopteri; Osmeriformes; Osmeridae. Gene Ontology annotation, molecular function: RNA binding. The record is from RefSeq and is a predicted model, not a curated record. Gene Ontology annotation, cellular component: nucleus. Bases 277 to 1245 code for a protein of 322 amino acids. The transcript is spliced from 9 exons.
UCUGUGCUUCAAGAGGCAACCCCUGCGCAGUAGCCAGCUAGCUAAACUCAGCUGCAAGAGGACGACCUUAGUGUCCAAGUGACCAUAUUUGCUGAGAUAUUAGCCAUUUUAUCUUAAAGUGCGUGUAUAAAUCGUGGGGUCGAAGUUCUGCAUUCUGAGAGUGUGCUGCUGGAGAUUGUAGUUUUUGCUGAGAGCACCCACGACACCUGCCCGCAUACACUGGCCCCGCCCUCAGUGUCAAACAACUGACAGACGACUGCCCUGCACACAGACGCAAUGGAUCGCUCUCCCACCACCAGCAGCCUAAUGGCCAGCAACGUCACCAACAAGACAGACCCGCGCUCCCUCAACUCUCGGGUCUUCAUCGGCAACCUCAACACCCUACUGGUGACCAAGGCAGAUGUGGAAGCCAUCUUCUCCAAGUACGGCAAGAUCGUGGGCUGCUCUGUCCACAAAGGCUUUGCCUUCGUCCAGUAUGCCAACGAGAGGAACGCGCGCGCCGCUGUUGCCGGGGAGGAUGGCAGAAUGAUCGUUGGACAGGUGCUGGACAUCAACUUGGCUGGGGAACCCAAACCUCACAGGUCAAAGACCACAAAGCGCUCCGCAGGAGACAUGUACAGUGGUUCCUCAUUCGAUCUUGACUAUGACUUUCAGAGGGAUUACUACGACAGGGUGUACUCCUAUCCGUCCCGAGUGCCCCCUCCCCCACCCCCUCUAUCGAGGGCUGUGAUCCCCUCAAAGCGCCCUCGGGUCAGCAUGAGUGGUGGUGGGGGCGGGGGCGGCGGCGGCGGCGGCGGCGGCGGCAGCCGCCGCACCAAGACUAGCAGCUUCUCCUCCUAUAAGAGCAGCCAGAGGACCUCAUCAUCCAGAACCAUGAAGGUAGAUGAACUGCAGACCAUUAAGAAGGAGCUGACCCAGAUCAAACACAAGGUGGACUACCUUCUGGAAAGCCUGGACCGCAUGGAGAAGGACCACAGCAAGAAGUCAGAAGGGAAGAGUUCAAAGCCAGAGCCUGGGGAGGUGUCUUCAAUGCAGGUCUCCAACACAAAGAAGGAGGACAGCAAUAAGAGGGAGAGAGAGAGGGAUCUCAAUGACACUGAUGAAGAGGGAGACCUGCUAGAGGACGAGGAGUUGAAGAGUCAAGAAAGAGAGGAGGAUGAAGAUGAGGAGGAAGAAGAGGAAGGAGAGCAUGUGGAUGGAGAUGACGACGACGGGGAGAGUGUCAACGGAGACGAGGACUCUUAGAUGUAAUCACGCUACCAAGACAGACAUCCACUCCACUUCCAGUGGAUUGCAGACUCCUCUUCUAAUACACUACUACUAAGCAGAAGAAGAAGAAAGACAUCAAUGCAGACACACAAACACACACACAACAUGCAUAACAACCCUCACUGUUGUUCAAUUUAUAUUUUUCUUGAGAUUAAAUUUGUCCCUUUGGCUGUCCUUGUGUGAUUAUACAUCUAGCGUUGUCGUGCAGGUAGAGGAGCUGUAAAUGUAGCUUGCAGUUUGAUUGUACUCUGUUCUUUUGUUCAACCAACAUAGGGCAAGAACUAGGGUUAGUGGUUUUCUGAAACCCAAAGUCAGUAUGGUUUGACACGACUGGAUUUGAUGUGAUGAGAAAUGACCGACAUAAAAUUGUUUUUAAGUUUAAAGACAUUACUUUAUUUUUAGGUGUGGCCCCAUUCAAGUUUGUUACUUGUUUUCAUGUCACUGUUUUUUAUACUAUUCAGUCUCUGUUGUACUGUGAUAAUAAAUUGCAAUAAAAUAUUAA